This is a messenger RNA of Naumovozyma dairenensis CBS 421, 330 nucleotides long. It is a transcript of the gene FMP16, whose product is annotated as Fmp16p. The record is from RefSeq and is a predicted model, not a curated record. The transcript has a single exon. The coding region runs from base 1 to 330 and encodes 109 amino acids. Lineage: Eukaryota; Fungi; Ascomycota; Saccharomycetes; Saccharomycetales; Saccharomycetaceae.
AUGCUACCUCAAUUAUUUAAAACAUCCGGUAAGACUUUACUUUUAAAGAAUGGUAUCUUAUCAUGCACAUCCGCAGCAAAAGUAACCAAAAGUCAUAUGUAUUAUACAACAAAAGUGAAACCAGUCGGUGAAUCAGGUCAUGUUAAACCAAACCAAGAUGAAUUAGAAACUAAAGAACAAAACGUCUUUGAUACUAAUAAGAAAAAAUUGGAAAGGAUGGAACAUGAUAAGACUUAUACUGAAUUCAAACAAGAUGAUUGUGAUGUCUUAAGGAAAAAGGGUGAUGAUGCAAGAAUUGAACAAAAUAGACCAGAUGAUGGGAACUAUUAA